Messenger RNA from Nestor notabilis (Kea), 910 nucleotides. It is a transcript of the gene RPL6, whose product is annotated as ribosomal protein L6. Gene Ontology annotation, molecular function: structural constituent of ribosome. The record is from RefSeq and is a predicted model, not a curated record. The annotation marks the transcript as partial. Gene Ontology annotation, cellular component: ribosome. Lineage: Eukaryota; Metazoa; Chordata; Aves; Psittaciformes; Psittacidae. Gene Ontology annotation, biological process: translation. The transcript has 6 exons.
AAACCGGCCGAGAAAAAACCGGCCGAGAAAAAACCGGCCAAGAAAAAGCCGGGUGAGAAGAAGCCGCUGGAGCAGAAGCCAAUCCAGAAAGGAGGAGGAGAGAAGAAGAAGAAGAAGGUUAAGAAGCAUCAUGCCAGCCGGAAUCCUGUCCUGGCCCGCGGCAUUGGGAGGUAUUCCCGGUCAGCCAUGUACGCCAGGAAAGCACUGUACAAGCGCAAGUACACUGCUCCAGAAACAAGGAUAGAAAAGAAGAAGAAGAAGAAGCCCCGCACAACCAUCACCAAGCCGGUGGGUGGGGACAAGAAUGGAGGCAGCCGCGUGGUGAAAAUCCGCAAAAUGCCCAGGUACUAUCCCACCGAGGAUGUUCCUCGCAAGCUUUUGAGUCAUGGCAAGAAGCCCUUCAGCCAGCACAAGAGGCGGCUGAGGGCCACCAUCACUCCAGGGACUGUUCUGAUCCUGCUGACUGGUCGUCACAGAGGGAAGCGUGUCGUCUUCUUGAAGCAGCUCGAUACUGGCCUUUUGCUUGUUACAGGACCCUUGGUUGUCAAUCGUGUCCCUCUGCGUAGGGCCCAUCAGAAAUUUGUUAUUGCUACAUCUACAAAGGUGGAUAUCUCUGGAGUAAAAAUUCCCAAGCAUCUCACUGAUGCAUAUUUCAAGAAGAAGAGGCUGCGGAAGCCCAAGCACCAGGAAGGCGAGAUCUUUGACACUGAGAAAGAAAAAUACGAGAUAACGGAGCAGCGCAAGUCGGACCAGAAGGCGGUGGAUUCCCAGAUCCUGGCGCGAAUCAAGAAGGUGCCUCAGCUCCGUGGGUACCUGCGUUCCACAUUCUGUCUCUCAAAUGGAGUCUAUCCUCACAAAUUGGUGUUCUAACUGCCCUGAAAGCACCACAUUAAAUCUGAAGGAAAAACCA